GGGCUUGCUGGGCGAAGGAGGGACAGCGAUUGGGGACCCUCUAGGCUACAGUGCGAACGCCGGGCAUCUCAGGCCGUCAAGGUUGGAGGCACAGGGGGCCGCAGCUGGUGACGGCAGCGGCAGCGGGCAGCCCACGUCAGAGCAACUGUAGCCUUGCCGCAGUACCUCUCUCUAGCUCCAGGCGCUGAGCUCACAUUGCUGAUUGCCUCUACCUCGAAGUAGCAACAACAUCAUCAACGAAAUCCGAGCUUCAUCGAGCCAACUGUUUCUACUUUGCCCCGAACGAAUUUACCACACAGUCACACGCGCUUCCCACAGCCGACACCAGCGCGCGCAUCAACCAUGCCGAUAUCACCCAUCAUCACCUUCAAGGCGGGCAUUUGCGACGUCGAUCAAUCGUCGAAGCCGUACAAGGUCACGCCCCAAGCCAGGCCUGGCUACAUCUACCUCUACUCGGACGAUGACUUCAUCCAUUUCUGCUGGCGCCCGAGAGAUGCCCCUGCGGACGAGCCCGAGCUUGACCUCGUCAUGAUCCCCGAGGACGGGCACUUCCUUCCCUACGAUACCAAGUCUCCUGCCCAGGCCUCCGCCAAGACCAACGGCCGUAUCUUCUCGCUCAAGUUCUCUUCCUCAUCACAGCGCCAUAUCUUCUGGCUGCAAUCGAAGCCUCAGGGUCCUAACGGCGACCCGUCUUUCCUGAGCCCAAGAGAUCUGAAGAUUGGCGAGAUUGUGGACAAGCUCCUGCAGGGCUACGAGGUGGAUGUGAACAGGGAGCUUGCUUCACUCAGCAGCAGCGGUGGUAGCAACCGCCGAGACGAUGGUGACGACGAGACAAUGGAAGACGUUGAGGGCCACGGAGACCCCAAUGCCCACCACGAGGGCGGUACUGGCGGCGCUGGUCCCGAUGCCACUGGCGGUGAUGUCCGGAGGGAGGGCGAGGACGCCAGAGAAGGAGGAGCAGAUGGAGCAAGAGCGGCAAGUGCUACAAAUGCCGAGGCGGAUGCGGCUGCCGUUGUACGGAACUUCCUCGAUUCCCUGAAAGGCACCCAAGGGCUUGCCGGAGGUCAAGCCCAAGCCCAAGCCCAGGGCAAAUCCUACCCUUUACUCAACGAUCUUCUGGAACCCUCAGUCACGAUUCCGAUGCUCGAUUCCGCCACCGACGAAUAUGUCGACAACCUCUUGAACUACCUACCCUCGACCGUCAUUGUUAUGUCUCAGCAAGGUGCCAGCGGUGCUGAUGCCAUCGAGAUUGAGCCUAGUGCCGCGUCUGUUGAGGCCGCUCGGCAGACUAUGAGCCAGGAUCAGAAGCGCGCGCUCCUGAAGAAGGUUCUUCGGAGCCCCCAGUUUACCCAAAGCCUUGCCAGCCUGACAAUUGCUCUUCGGGAUGGAGGGCUCCCCAACAUUUCGACCGCGUUGGGCGUCCAAGUGGAAAAUGGGGGCAUGGUUAGAGGCGGAACGGUGCCUCUGGGUGGUGGAGAUGCUGUCGAGGCCUUUGUGGAAGGAGUGAAAAAGACAGUUCAGAAGAAGAAGUGAAAGAUUUCGGGAUCGGGGGAAGAAGCAUUAGGAGGUUGAGAUUCGUAUUGGGAAUCAGUUAGGUCUGGGAAACUGUACGAAGGCUUGCGUCCGGAGCUUGAAUAUUAGGACAACUCAGCUGUACCAGAUCUUGAUCGCACUAUCAAGGACUUGCAUAUCCAAAUCUCAAAAAGUUCAAAAUUCACCUAGACGUAAAGGAGCAGUCAGUCACCUACCGUGGUAGCCAGCAGCACCCUUUAUCCCGUUUAUAUCAAUCCCUUUGUUGCGUGUAAUG
Molecule: messenger RNA, 1807 nt
Organism: Neurospora tetraspora
Lineage: Eukaryota; Fungi; Ascomycota; Sordariomycetes; Sordariales; Sordariaceae
Product: proteasome complex subunit Rpn13 ubiquitin receptor-domain-containing protein
Exons: 4
Coding region: 343-1533 (396 amino acids)
Cellular component (GO): nucleus; proteasome regulatory particle, lid subcomplex; cytoplasm
Molecular function (GO): endopeptidase activator activity; proteasome binding
Source: RefSeq, a predicted model, not a curated record